GCAUCUGUGCAUCACUCGAUCUCUCCUUGUCGUCCUCGCAGUAGAAGCCCGUCAAGAUGAACUCUUCUCUCCGAUUCAAGAACCCCGUCCGAUUGGGCCACAUCACCCCGGAGAAGAUCCGCAAGUUCCAACCCACCUUGAUGUACUGGGGAGCCGGUGCUGCCGGUGCCGUCGGUCUCUUCCUCUCCUCGAUACCCAUCUUCAAGCACGACAUCCUGCACAAGGUCCCCAUCAUCAACCUCUACUUCAAGGACAACACCCCGGAUUGCGACAAGCCCUUCUAAACGUAUCUUGGAAGCGAAAAGAGAGAGAGCAUACAGUACCAUAGACGCGGAGCAUUUGAGCGAGUCGGGCUGGGACUGAAAUGGGGUCGGAUGUAUACCCGAGCUUGAUCCACAAAACGAGCUUGGGGGGACGGGAUGUACUUGGAUAUGAGAAUACAUAAAAAUCAGGACAAAAGGGGGAAGGCCCUCGGUAUGGGUCGGCUCGGUCUGGAAGUAGCGUUGCACGGGAACUUGGGGCGCUUUCGAAACAAACGAUCCGCAACAGUCGGAGCGGCGAGUGCAGUCGGUCCUCGCCUUCCAAGGUUCAAGGAUUCUUCGAAUCAAGUCGUGAAUAAGAGUGAUACUAUUUGUAAUCUGCUCAGAUCUUUCCCGAGCCCGCAACGUCUAUUUCUUUGCGAGACCUGCAUCUGGCCGACGAACCCAAGGUUAGCAAAAAGUAACUCGAAGAGAGUGACCAUUCAUAGGAUGCCAG
Molecule: messenger RNA, 756 nt
Organism: Filobasidium floriforme
Lineage: Eukaryota; Fungi; Basidiomycota; Tremellomycetes; Filobasidiales; Filobasidiaceae
Product: cytochrome b-c1 complex subunit 10
Exons: 5
Coding region: 57-284 (75 amino acids)
Biological process (GO): mitochondrial electron transport, ubiquinol to cytochrome c
Source: RefSeq, a predicted model, not a curated record